This is a messenger RNA of Chaetomium strumarium, 2190 nucleotides long. RefSeq lists its product as uncharacterized. The transcript is spliced from 6 exons. Gene Ontology annotation, molecular function: protein binding. Lineage: Eukaryota; Fungi; Ascomycota; Sordariomycetes; Sordariales; Chaetomiaceae. Bases 1 to 2190 code for a protein of 729 amino acids. The record is from RefSeq and is a predicted model, not a curated record.
AUGGCUGAAUCGGGGAGUCUCGUCCCCGGUGCUCAGCCGAAUGCCCCCGACCCAGAAUGGGAGGAAAAGUUCAGAACGACUCUAGCCGAGGGUCGAAUGCUCAUGGACAGUGACAAUCGCGCACCCUCCAUGGCUUUGCCCAUCAUCAUGGAGGCUGUGAACAUGUGCCCGUGCGACCCAGCGGGCAGUGGAAAGACCCGUCACGACAAAGACAAGUCGUGCAACAUCUCGCAGUGCAUAGACGCUGUGCGGAGCGACAACCCAGGUGCCCUCUAUGAGGUGGCCAAGCGCCCUUGUGCUUGUGGAUACUCUUGGCCGUCUUGCACCCGCAUAGAGCACGCCAUCGCUCUCGAUGCACUCGCUGAGUGUCUCACCAAAGCCGGCCAGCAUGUCUCGGCUUUCUCGACGGCGCUUAGCAUUAUUCGCUUGGAUCCCGCCUCAGCCGUGGGCUACUGCCGGACGGCCAAGAUCCUCCGGUAUCUGCUCAAGAAGAAGGACCCCAAGGCGGAUUCUAAUGUGGCCCGUUCCUUGGGCGUCAUUCUUCGGCAUGCCAAGUUGCCCUCUGCCGACACGCUUCGAGAUGUGCUUAAGCAGUUCGUAUCGAGCGGGUUGUGGAGCACCGACAAGUAUGGCAACGGGCUCAACGACAGUUACGACGUCAUUCUCCAUAUAAUAGCCCACAGCCUGAAGAUCAGUGCCGCCCGCAUUGAUCCCGUCCAGAAAUUCCCCCAAGAGGUGCUAAGCAUGAUCUUUGCACACCUCGAUACCACGAGUCUCCUCAAAUGCCUUCGGGUCAGCAAGCAGUGGCACCGAGUGGUACUAGGGGACAGCUCGCUCUGGCUUGACGUGAGACUCAUCCGCCCGCUGAAUCCCAAGACGGACUUUGCGCGUUUCCUCCAGCAACGCCCCGGGAUCACAACGCUUGCCAUCUACGAUGCCGCUGAUUUCCAGGUCAAUGAGACCAAGCUCAGGAGUAUCAUGUACGGUCUGCGCCAGCUGAAGCGCCUAUAUCUCAACUCGGGGAAGGCUCUUCCUGCGAUCCAGAAGCUUGCUUUCAAGAGCAUGUGGCUGAAGACUGCCGCGAGCCUGACCCACCUUUCCAUCUCGGGUUUUGACAGCGAGGAACCAGUCGAGGCCCUCGUUAGGCUCUCCGCGAAGACCCUCCAGGCUCUCGAUCUGGUCAAGACAGGCCACGAGGUGAACGAAAUCUUCAAGAAGUCCCCCUGCUUUCCGAAUCUGAAGAAACUGCGGAUCAUCAGUGGAUACACGCCGCAGGAGAUAGAAAUGCACCUGCCUGAGAUCGAAACAGAGUUCAUUGUGCUUGCCACACCGGUGCUGGAACAGUUCCACCUGGACGGAUUCUUCGUCUGCUGGCGCAAUGAGUACAGUGGUCCGUCGACCCUCACUGUUCAGGCUAAGAACAGCCUGUGGCGCUCUCUCGAACGGGUCAUCCUCGGCCCGGAGUUGGUCUUCUCGAACCAUGCGCAAAUAUGGAGGUCUAAGCUGUGCCGUAUCCUCCCUCCCUUUACCAGCAAUCUGCGGUCCUUCGAGGUCCUCGGCCCUAGGUGUGCCCAGAUCGCCGACAACGUUCUGUUUACCUUCGAGGUGGAGAACGCGGGUCCGGAUUGGCAGGGCUACAGCGUGUACAACAGGGACCCGAACCCGCCAAACUUGGUGAACCUAGAGGUAUUCCGUUGCCGGGCGGAAUCGCCCGACAUCGUCCGGUACUUGGCAGAUGUCAUCGGGCCCGCGGCACGGGCCGGCAGCCUGAAGUUCCUUGAGCUGACCCUGCCGGGGCCCAUCAGUCUCUUCCGGAUCGCCGACCCUGUCAGGGAGCUCUCGUUUGCCGUCUCGGAGAACCUCCACACGCUGGGCCUGCACCGCUUCAACUUCUACUACGACAGGCACGACCGGCUGGGCACCACCAAGGCCUUCGACGGCCAGCCCUUCAUCGACUGGAUAGAGUGCUUCCCCAACCUUCACACCGUGCUCGUCUACCCGGACGAGUGGGAGGCCGUGGAUCUCUUCAUCAUGCAGCUGAUCGCCCAUCCGCGCGUCAAGGUCAUCCACCAGGACGUCCUGCGCGGCGUGGCCUGGGACAACGCCCAGAGACUGGCCGAGCUGCACGGUGUCGAGCUGCACCACACCCCCUUCUUCGCGCCGACAAGAUGGCAUGUGUUUGAGGAUUAA